AUGCCGAAUUCCUCAGACGACGAUUUCAAAGGAACCGUGAUAGUCUACACUGAAGUGGGAAAUGCUCAAUGUGCCAAGGCGCGGAAUUUGCUCCAUCGCGAAAAUGUUCCCUACACCGACGUUUCUCUCGACACCUUUCCCCAGGUAACAUCCAUUUAUCAUCCAUUAUCUUCUGGGCAACAAAAAGAGGGGAAAAAGAAAGACAUUAAAAAGAGCAAAACGUCAUUUUCCCCUCAUUGUUCAGCCCCCAUCUUUCAUGAACUUUCCUAUCGAAUUGAGAAUUUUCUCGUUAAUUUUCUGUCGAAUUUCAAAAUCAGUUGUCUUGGUGUGGUAGGAAAACGCUUUUUUAUUCUGUUCUCUUGAAAUAUUAUUUCUUGGUUGCAAAAUCUCUUUUUAUAAUAUAAAAUCUUCAUUUUUUUGUGAAAUUCUGAAAAAAAUUCUCAAAAAUUUUUUUCAUAAUCUUUUUAAAAAUUUGAAGUCGAUUUCUGUCAUUUCUUUUUACUGUAGAUCCUUUAUAUUAACUUUCAAAUGAACAAAGAUUUUUUUCCGUUUCAACAGAAUCCUUUUUUAUCAACUUUUAAACUAAUAAAAUUCAUAAAAACCCUAGUUAUCCCCCUUUUGAUAUAGUCAUUAUACCGCGUAAAAAUGAAAUUUUUUGUUUUUAAUUUUUGAAAAAAUCAAAAAUAGAUCGCUUUAAUGAGCUCGAAACUCAUAAAAAAUAGUUUAUCAUUUCACCAAUUUUCAAAAGUUUCAUCUCUGAACGAACAGUUGCGCCCGACUCAAUACGACUUACGUGAAACAGUAUUAAAAAACGAAAAGCUUUGAGCCAUUCCAAAUGUGACCUUUCAAACCAAAACUUCUCAUUUCCAACAAAUUCUUCUCCCCUGCUGGAUUUUUUCAUUUUCAGUGCGUUCAAGAAGUCUUCGAAAGGUCAGGAAGUGAAUCUCUACCGCAAAUAUUCUUCAACAGCGUCCACAUCGGCGGAGUUGCCGAAUUGGAGAAAAUUGUGAGAUUCUUCAAGUUUUCUUCCACUCUAGAUGCUUCUUUCAGAUGGCGGAGCCUUCGAAAUGGGACGAUUUACUGGAAAUGGUCCGUGUCGAGCUCAACAUCGACGGACCGCAACUACCGAAUCCACUGACGGCCAUGGAUUUUGUUCAUAGCGACAACGCCAAUAACAAUAAAUCGGGUCUUGAUUUCACUACAAGAUAAUUUUUCUUUUAUAGAUAUUUUCGGAUUCACCUAAUGCCGUGUUCAAAGUGAUUCCACGAGUUUCAUAAUAGCCGUCGGAAAAUAGAAAAUAUAACUGAAUUUUGGAGAAACAGAGAUAAUUUUGAACUUCUCGGGCAUAACAUAAUGCUUACUAGGAAAAUGUUUUUACAAGAGAAACACAUUUCUCGAAAUAGAUCUUUUUUUAGUUAGGACGCCUUGAAGGCUUGAAAAAUAGCGCUUUUUGUCCUAAUUUACGUGUUUGGGGACUGUAAAAAGUUAAAAACCAUUCCCUAGUCAACGGAGAACCAUCUGAUUCCAUGACGCCGUCACGAAAGAAAAAAAUUUAAAAACCGUUGAAAACUUCAAUUUUUUUAAUGUUAAGACGACCAUAGCCCAAGUGACGAAUUCCGUGGAAAAAACAGCUUUUGAGAGACCUAUCCGGAAAAAAUAAAUCGGAUUCAAUUUACCAAUCACCGAAAAAUCAAUGAUCUUGUGCUUUCAGUAAUAUGUAGAUGAAGUGUAACGUACUUCACACUGGUCUUUUUGAUCAUUUCUAACCAGCAAUUUUUUUAUUAUUUUGUGUAAAAAUAGCCGCCAAGAAUUGAACUGCGCUCUAUGGAUACAUUUCUAGGUAGAUCUUCAAAUAUGAAAAACUGAAUGAAAGUUAACCUUUUUCGUUAUGAAAUUGCUGAGAAAAGGGCACGGAGAGCUUAUUUUCUCUCUAUGGACGAUUUUUUUUAAAAAUAUAUGCUGAGAAAUUUUUGCUAAACCUUCCACAUUUUCUAAAAUGGUCAUGAAAAAUUCAAGCUAAAUUUUCAAAAUAACCAUCUUUUCAAGAAUUUUCAAGCAGUGAUUUUUAGGCCGCACUCCAUUGCGCUCCAAGGAUAAACUUUAAAAAUUCUUUUGGUAUAUUACCUUCGUUAAUUAAGAAUAUAGGCCUUGAAUUGCAAAGUAAACGGAAAAAAUCUACUAAAAAUUCCUUUCAAAGAAAAAUUUCCAGACGACCCUCUCCUCUGGCUACCCGACGAGUACAGCAAACUGGUCAGUGAGAUGAAAAAGGCCAACCUAAUCAAGGAUAAUAAGGUUUUUUUUUCUAUUUUUUUUUCACUGAAAAUUCAAGUUUUCAGGUCGGUCUGAUGAAAAAGUACAAAAACUCGUUCAAAGGCGAGGAGCUCAUCGAUUGGCUCAUGAAGGAGAAGGGAAUGAGUGAGUUUUUCGUAUCAAAAUUCAACAAAAAACAUGAAAAAUGCGCCUAUUUUUACGAUCCAUUCAUUCACACAAAAAAUAACACGUUUUAUUCUCGACUUUUCUCUGUAUAAUCCCCCUCUUUCAGGCCAUUGUUUGCUCAGAGAAACAUUUUUUUACAGCCCAAGUUUUUCCAUUUUUCUCCGUUCCAACCAUUCAGAGACAUCGAUUCCAACCUUAUUCUCACUGCAAAACCUUCUCUUCUUGAUUUUUUGCCUUUUGAUUGAUUGCCGGGUCUUCAAAAAGUGAUAGAUUGGGCCAAAAAUGGAGUCAAAGACGACUGUUCCGACUCAAAACAGCUGGGACCUUCUCGGUGAGUGAGAUCAAAGGUUGCGAAGAUCAAUAGAACUAUUUGAAAUUAAAACUUUAAGUUUAAGAGAGAGGAACAAUGGUCAUUGUAGGUCAAAACUAACAAAGAGAGAGAAUGACCUUGGAAAGUUUUGCGUGAAAGGGUCAAAAAAUGAUAGUUUAAACCUAAUUUUGCUGAUAAUAAGAGAUUCAAAAAGCUAAAAACCUUCAGGAAUUCAAAUUUAUCAAUAAAAUCUUCUUAGCAAUGUUCCGAAAAAAAUAAGAAAAAACAAUUUUUAGCAGUUCAAGCAGAGAAAUUUUCCAACUAAGACGCUGGAUUUCACCAAAAUCCGAUUUUUUUCUUUUUUCCAUCAUAUUUUUAAAAAAAGUGUUCUUAAUAUGAUAAAUAUUGAAACUAAAUUACUAAAUUACCACCUUUCAAAGUUGAGAAUUGGCAUGUUCUUCAGUUUUUCAAACCUUUUUUUAAUUCAAAACGCAAAAAAAUCAUCUCAAAAGUAUCCAAACGUCAAAAUAUCCACUGAUCAUUCUACUUCUUACUUUCCACUUACCCCACUAGUUUAACCAAAAACCAAAAAUCAACUCGAAUUGGCUAUUCUUCUUCUUCUUUUACAAAGUAUCAACAAAAAUCAAGACGAUGCGAUAUAAAUCAAAGUUGAUCGAAACGAACCCCCGCCCCCCUCUUUCCAUCGUUUUUUUCUUCCUUCCUUUUUCUGCCGUCCCCAUCACUCCACUUCGAAAAUUUCCCUUCACCUACUCAAGACGACGUUCACAAUUUCCACUGCUGAAAUCACAAGGAACAGAAAAAUCGAUUGAAAAUCUACAAUAUUUCUAUAUUUUCUGGUCCUGAAACUUAACCUGAAAAAAUCUGCAAAUCUUGGAAAACUCCCUUAUUUUACUAGAUCGUCCCAAGAUCAACCCAUUUAUCGAUUUAUUCAUAGUUCAGCCAGUUUAAAAUCGAAUUCUCUGCUGUAAAAAGUUCCAAAAACCCUAUCUUCCUUGGAAAAUUACACAAUCCAACACUCAAACUUAUUGAAAGAAGACUUCUAUUUUUUCUUCUUUUUUCAAACUUCAUUAAACCUAUUCCUUCACGCCCUCCAACUCUAUUAAAUCCUCAAUAAGUCGGGAAAAAAUGACCCGCUGGUCGGAGGAACGACUCGACGAACUGAGCGAGUCGUGGUGGUGGUCCAACGAUGACGAAAAUGAGCAUGACCUGGACCUUAACCUCGAAUUCUUCGACGAAAGUACUAUUCAUCUGGCUCCAAUGAUUCGACGACACAUUUUAGCGCUCAAUAUACUUGGUAAAAUUUGAUAAAUCCCCAUUUUCUCAACUUUAAAAGUCUAUAAGUGGAAUGAAGACUAUGAGGAAGUUUCAGAACGAAGCGAGGCUUUGGAAGUUGGCCAAGAAAUCAUCGAUCGGCACGUCGGUCAACAAACGUCCAACGAGGUCGGCAUGACAUUCAGUCCAGAUCGGUGAGCGAUUAAAAUAGAAUUUACGGUCUUUCCAACUAUUUUUAGGUGGACCAAAGUGUUGGGAGAGAUCUUAAAAAAAAGAAAACCCUAGGCCAAAAGUGGAGGAACAAACUGAAAAAGAAAACCGGUUUUUUUGAAAACUUUAGAAGACACUCAUUCUUACUGCUGAAAAUUUACUGCGCUCUAUGGAUAAAAAAGUUAUCGGUUCUUGGUAAAGUGGACUGGACGUAUGUGAGCAAUGUUAUGGAUCACUUAAGAGUACUGACGCCGCUAAAGUGGCCACUAGGAAUGCUCAGAUACUUCUAGGGCGCUUCCGAUUCGAAGCCCAAGCUUCUGAGCUAUUCGACUCUAAUAAUAACGAGAAUAACCUCUUCAGAUACUACCAACUAGUUGAAGACGACGAAAACAAGCCACUCAACGCCAGCGGGAGCACCACAUCGACCUCCACGGACCCUCUGAUGACCAUCGCCGAGUAUAACGAAAAGCUCGUCCAGAUCCUUCAACCAAUCUACGACGACAUUGCCGUCGAGAACAAUCGGGUAAGAUCUUCAAUUUUGCGAAAAUGGACUAGUGUCUCAGACGAUUCUCUACCAACGACUGAUCGACAACGACAACUUCAACCGAUUCCAGCAGUUUGCCAGGGAAUUAUACCGGGUCGAACCGUCGACCGGAACUCCAGAUGAACGUCUCGCCUUCUUCAUCAACAUCUACAACAUUAUGCUGAUCCAUAUCACCUUGAAAUGUGGACCGCCGCAGACCAUCUGGCAGCGGAGAAAGGUAGGAAGAAGAUGGAAAAAAGGAGAAAUGAGCAAGAAAAACGAGAGCUUUUUCGCUCCAAUGAGAAAAAAAAAAGAUGAAGACUUAGUCGGACCUCGGCAAUGCAAUUCGGGCGCACUCUCGACGUUUCUGAGCAUUCCUAGUGAUCAUUUAAGUAGCGUGAACACUCUUAAGUGAUCCCUAGAGUUGCUCAAAACGUCUGGAGCGUCAAGUUACCGAGGUCUAGUCUUUUCGAGUCAUUACAGAAAGUCUAGCAAAAUCGAUAAAAGCGGUCAUUCAAGAGUACUGAACCAUCUUCAGGAGAUUCUUGGCCGUUUCAGUAGAAAACUUUGAACUUUAUAAAAUUCAUACAUUCCCACAUGAAAAAAGUUCAUAGAAAAUUCAAGAAUUUUUGUGAAAUUAAAAAAAAAACCCAUUUUAACCACUUCUGGAGUCCUUCAUCUGCAUCAGUUUAUCUCCUUCUUCCAUAAAAUUUCAGUAAGACUAGCCUUUCUGUCUUUUCUGAAGAGAUUCCAGAGAAAAUAGCGCGUUUUUCUUUCUCUGACGUCUCUUAAACCUCUCCUAGUCUUUCGUUUUCGACUUUUUGAGCCUCAAAAUUAUUCAAGAUCCUUCAUUUUUCAAUGAAAAAAACUUCCAGGUGAUGAACGCGACCUACUACUACAUCGGAGGUCAUAAAUACGCACUCCACUCGAUUCUCAACGGAAUCUUACGGGGGAAUCGCAAAGGUCCAAGCAUGCUUUGGAAGGCUUUCGGGAAGCACGACGUUAGAAUGCCGUUGGUCCUUCCCGAGUGCGAACCUUUGGUUCAUUUCGCCUUGCUCACUGGAACUCGUUCUACACCUCCUAUCCGGGUUUACAAUUGCAAGGUGGGCUUCUGACUUUUUUUUAUUUCAAAAAAAUUAGGAAAAGAUCAGUGGCAGCCUGAAGAGACUCCAUAGAAGACAUAGAUCUCUCUUUCUCUGGCGUCUCUUUUUUAUCUUCCAAUCUAUCAGGGCUAUCUAUGACCUCCUUUAUUCAACUUUACUACACCUCCAUUCAAAGCCACGCUCACAAUUUUCCAGACAAUCCGGGCUGAACUCAAAGAGAACGCAAAAGAAGUUCUUCUCAACGACGAAUUCAUGAAACUCGACACGAAAAAGAACGUUGUUCACCUUCUCAAGACCUUCAAAUGGUACUCGGACGACUUUGGCGGCACCCCCGAGAAAGUAAAAUAUGGAAAAUGAUCAAAGUAAAUCAUGAAAAUCAGACGAUUCAAUGGAUUCUCGAGGUUCUGGAGGACGACGAGUCGGAAAAGAAGAAAACGUUGCAGAAAAUGUUCUUCACUGGAGAUUACAGUGUCGAAUAUCUACCGUAUGACUGGUCGCCGAAUGGAAAAGAGAGGGUAAAUUUUGAAAAUAAUUUUUUUAAAAAUAAAGAAUCCUUUUCAUUCAGAUUUUGGACUGAAAAUGCCACUUUGGCCUCAAAAAAAUUAAAAAACAAAAAAUGCCCAGUUUUACGCCAAAUUGAUUAGUUGAUCGGUUGAAAUUCCCUAUUUUUACCCUUUUUAAAUCCAUUCUUCAGAAAUCCUCCAAUUUUCAGAACGAAAAGCCAACAGCGCCGGCGGUGGACCGACGGAUCAGUACGAAAAAACGGGAAGAGCCCAAAACUACCGACGAAAUCCCAACAAAUAACAAUGAGAAAACGAUUGUGAACGAUUUUGUGAAGGAAGGAAGCCUUGGUGUCGCCUAUUGA
Messenger RNA from Caenorhabditis auriculariae, 6740 nucleotides. The record is from the annotation of a GenBank genome assembly. Lineage: Eukaryota; Metazoa; Nematoda; Chromadorea; Rhabditida; Rhabditidae.